This is a messenger RNA of Alligator mississippiensis (American alligator), 2275 nucleotides long. RefSeq names its product ADP-ribosylation factor 2. The transcript is spliced from 5 exons. NCBI's taxonomy places the organism in Eukaryota, Metazoa, Chordata, Crocodylia, Alligatoridae. Gene Ontology annotation, biological process: intracellular protein transport; vesicle-mediated transport. Gene Ontology annotation, cellular component: cytoplasm; plasma membrane. Gene Ontology annotation, molecular function: GTPase activity; GTP binding. The record is from RefSeq and is a predicted model, not a curated record. Bases 202 to 747 code for a protein of 181 amino acids.
GAGUGUCUGAGCUCUCUUCUGUGCUUCAGGUUACGCUGCUUUCGGCCCCAUUGUUGCUUCAUUGGCUAGCGUGGCCGGGAGCGCCUCUCCUGAUUGGCGGGGCAGGGGGAAGUAGGUGGGGCUCGCAGCGUCCUGCAGACGCCAUAGAGUGAGGAGCGGGAGCUGCGCCGCUGCGGGCGGCAGCCGCCAGACAUUGCUACAAUGGGGAACAUCUUUGAAAAAUUGUUCAAAAACCUCUUUGGAAAGAAAGAAAUGCGAAUUCUAAUGGUAGGCUUGGAUGCAGCAGGGAAAACUACCAUCCUUUACAAGCUUAAGCUGGGGGAGAUUGUGACCACUAUUCCAACAAUAGGUUUCAAUGUCGAGACAGUUGAAUACAAAAAUAUAAGUUUCACAGUCUGGGAUGUUGGUGGCCAGGACAAAAUCAGACCGCUCUGGCGCCACUACUUCCAGAACACUCAAGGCUUAAUCUUUGUUGUGGACAGCAAUGACAGGGAGAGGGUAAAUGAAGCACGAGAAGAACUCACCAGAAUGUUAGCAGAAGAUGAGUUGCGGGAUGCUGUGUUACUAGUGUUUGUCAACAAGCAGGAUCUUCCCAAUGCUAUGAAUGCUGCAGAGAUCACAGACAAACUUGGCUUGCAUUCCCUUCGUCAGAGAAACUGGUACAUCCAAGCAACGUGUGCCACCAGCGGAGAUGGGCUUUAUGAGGGUUUGGAUUGGCUGUCCAACCAGCUUAAAAACCAGAAAUGAUCCCUUUGUGGCAUAUCUUAGCAAAGUGAGCCCUGCUCUGCUGUUUUGCAAGAGUGCAUGUAUGGGUGUGUGCAUGGAUCUGAAAAUGGGAGCAGCUUUUCUCACACUGUGCCUUAAACAUGCUAUAAAACGAAACCAACUGUAUUGUAUUUUAAACACUACCUUCCAUAGCAAUGUAGCAUUCUUCCACCAGCAAGGGAAAACUUGAAGGAUAUCAUGGUACUUGAUCAGAAAAAAGAACCUGGUCAGUUGGAGGGGGGAAAAACCUCUUGUGUAAAAUCUGAAUUCUAGUUUAAUAGUGUUUUGUGUUAAGUCUUCUACACCUCCUCUGUGUAGCCUGUUUUGUAGCACAAUUUGAUUCCUUUCAUUCACUUUUGAGGAGAAACAUAGCUUUUAAUAGUCCUGACUAACGUCAUAGAACCGUAUAAACCAGCAUGCUACUUGCUACUGCACACCCUGAGCAAAAGUAUUCUUGUAGUGUAAGAUGUUUCCUGUUGAGGUUGAUCAUCAGUUGAGACCAUUUUAUGUUCUCUAGUGGAGUUGGUCUAACCUGUUCUCCCAUAUAUAACAUACCUCAUUGUCAAUGUUGUUAGGGGUUGUUUGGACCAAGGCUUCAUCAACCCCAUUCACAGAUUAUCUUUCUGUAGCUAAUCCAUUUGCCAUCCCAGUAGAAAAGUCAGCUGGGCAAUGAGCACUUUAAAGGGGCUGCUGUAAGAUGGCCAGAGUGAAGCUUGAAAAAAGAAGAGCCAAGUGACUGGUGUAAUUUCAGUAUUUUAAUCACUAGCCUUGAAAUGGACGUCCAAAAGCAUUGCCUCCCACUCUCUUUAUACAAGUAUCCCAGACUAGCAGGAUAUUCACUACUUAAAGAUGAUUUUAUCUUGCACAAGUUGUUUGUUUGUUUGUUUAUGAUCAUCCAAAAUUUAUUCUGGGGAACCUUAUUAAUUUGUCUGCAUUUCAGCCUUUUGGUAUCAAGGGGGAGAGGUGAAGCAACUUUGGGGAUUAGGACAGAUAGAUUAGCUGCACCUGGUAGGCAGAUCCAUGUGGACACUAACACUGCAGUUCUCAUUACUGGAAUCCAUUCACUGUUGUCAAACUGCAUGCAUUUUGCCAAGUUCUUCAGUCCUGUGUCUGACAACUUCUCUCUUGACCUUCUUUUAGUUGGUUCAUCUCACCUGAAAUUUCUACUUAGUGUGUCUGUUCCACAUGGACCCAAUGUGGAAGAAAAGGCUAGUGAGCUUUGUGCAAUGAUGCUUUGCACAAACAUUGAACACAAUGUGAAGUUUAAUGUUUUGCCUCUUAAAGGUUUAUUUUUAAUACUUGUGACCACUUGGGGAGGGGGAAACUUCAUUUAAAAAGAAUCAUAAAUUGUGUCUCAAAAUUUAAGCUUUAAACAUAUGAAUCCAGAGUGGGGAGGAAUGUAAAGCAUGAAUCUAAUAAAAGCCAAAUCCUGUAUCUGAAUUCUUUUUAACAAUGUUGUGCACUUCAGAGAUGCUACUAUAAUAAAGAAAAUCUAUCUUGAAAUGAGAAA